CCUUUGCUUUGCUUCGCCGCAAAAUAUGGCUAACAAAAAAGUUUGCAUUAACUUUGUUUGUGACUUUUACUUUGACAGAUGAUUUCGAUGUUGGCUUUUGUGCACAUAAAAAGAUUUCAAGCGAAGCAAAGCAAAGCGAAGAAGAAUCUUGGGGAAACAGCUAUUGCUACUUUAAUUGUUAAGUAUUUACUUUUAAAUGAAAUACACUAACAAUAAGUAUUAAACACAACAGUUUUUCAUAUUAUAUAUAUAUGAAUAUAGAUAAAACAUGGAAAGGAAGUUAAUUAAGGCCGUCAGGUUACACCCAUGCUUGUACGACAGAAGCUCACCUUUAUUUCGAAAUUUGUUGUUGAAGGAGCGACAAUGGAAGACAGUGGCGAUUUCAACGGGAGCCUCUGUGGAACAAUGCAAGCAGCGCUGGAAGUCGUUACGCGAUAGAUUUGUGCGCGAGAUAGUGGCGCAAAAAUCGAAGUCGGAGGAGGAGGGCGAAGCAGAGGAAAAGAAAGAGUGGUGUUAUCUCAAAUUAAUGGGUUUCUUAACAAAACAUGUUAACCCCAGAAAAUCUAAAACGCAAUUUGGCAGCGAUGACCAGCACAGCUGCAGUGAUUCGCCUGCAACAACGCAGAACAAUUUUGAGUUUGUAGAAUUACUGCAGGAAGAAAGUGCGCCAAAUGAUAGCCAAACCUGCAGAGAUACACCAAAGCCGAAAGAUGUGUCGAAACGUCAACGGCUUGACGAGGAACAACAUACGAACAACGAGGCAUUCGAAAGACUUACGCGUUUUUAUGAGACACUGGAAACGGUGUUCUCCACGCAGAAGGAGUCCAAAAAUAAGGCGUUUUUAGCCAUGUUGGACGAGCUUCUGCAAAAGAAAACGGAGGAAAUGCAGGAUAGGUUGAAAAUGGAAAUAUUAAACCAUGUACAUAAUUCUUAAAAUUUCAUUUUAACUGUAAUAGUAGAUUUAAGCGUUUUUUAACUUUUUAUGCCCUGAAAAGAUUAUAUUUAGUUUGCCAUGAAGUUUAUGACAAAAAAAAAUAAACGUCGAAGACCGUUUACAAAUAUAUAAAAAUGAUCAACAUGA
Bactrocera neohumeralis is the source of this 1081-nucleotide messenger RNA. RefSeq lists its product as uncharacterized. NCBI's taxonomy places the organism in Eukaryota, Metazoa, Arthropoda, Insecta, Diptera, Tephritidae. Gene Ontology annotation, cellular component: transcription regulator complex; nucleus. Gene Ontology annotation, biological process: regulation of transcription by RNA polymerase II. The transcript is spliced from 3 exons. The coding region runs from base 269 to 934 and encodes 221 amino acids. The record is from RefSeq and is a predicted model, not a curated record.